AUGGCUCCGUCCUUUGACGUUAUCACAAACAAUAUGCUUUCCCAUCCACCACCAAUUGUUUGGCGCUUAGGUCAUGCUGGAAACGAAGAUGCUCUUGUUCGUUCUAGGCUCAAUUGUCCAAAUUUUGAGACUGAAGAGGAGUUUCAGCAUGCCAAGAGUCAGCAUUUGAACUGGCACAACAACAAAUCUACCCCAUUUCUUUCGACAUUUAUAAAUAAGUCGAGUGCAGAGAUGUGGGGAAGAAAAUUACUGGAGAAAGGAGGUGAUGUGUGGAUAUAUCCAGUGAAAACCAAUGGACUGAUUGUAUUCCCGACGACUUCGGACGAGCUUUUGAUCUUAGGAGGAAUUCCUAAUAGUAACAUUGGGAUGAAAGAGCAAAUCCAUUCAAUUAUUAACAAAGCUGAUUUGAUGUUUGAUGAAGCGUCAGACAUGAAUUUCGCCGAGGGAGAGGCGGUGCUAGCUGAUACAAACAGUCUGUGUUAUGGAAAUACUUGUGGAGUAGGUGGAUUGGUACAUAAUGAACGUACUGGUCUAGAAUACCGACCUGAUGAUGAUGCUGGUGUAGAGGAGGACGAAGAUUGGCUGGACUACGCAGAGUACCAGAUGGAUCAUUAA
This is a messenger RNA of Plasmopara halstedii, 615 nucleotides long. RefSeq lists its product as uncharacterized. The record is from RefSeq and is a predicted model, not a curated record. The coding region runs from base 1 to 615 and encodes 204 amino acids. NCBI's taxonomy places the organism in Eukaryota, Oomycota, Peronosporomycetes, Peronosporales, Peronosporaceae. The transcript has a single exon.